Messenger RNA from Labeo rohita (rohu), 3365 nucleotides. It is a transcript of the gene e2f7, whose product is annotated as E2F transcription factor 7. Bases 149 to 2389 code for a protein of 746 amino acids. Gene Ontology annotation, biological process: regulation of transcription by RNA polymerase II. The transcript has 13 exons. Lineage: Eukaryota; Metazoa; Chordata; Actinopteri; Cypriniformes; Cyprinidae. Gene Ontology annotation, cellular component: RNA polymerase II transcription regulator complex. The record is from RefSeq and is a predicted model, not a curated record. Gene Ontology annotation, molecular function: RNA polymerase II cis-regulatory region sequence-specific DNA binding; DNA-binding transcription factor activity, RNA polymerase II-specific.
UGACCAGCGGUACGACUGAAAUAAGAAGAUUACUAGCUCAGAUCUUCUUAUUUAGAGAGAAAAUUAUGAUUAUUUAAAGAAGGAUCACCUUCGCAAAGGAUUUAUUUACGUUUUGGGGAUUUUUCUACUCCAGGACGGACGUUUUAAGAUGGAGAUGAAGUGUUUAACUUUAAAGGAUUUGCUUAGUGUGAGGACGCUAGUGAAUAAGACAGGCUCAGAUGAUACUGGCAACACAAAUGACCAGAAAGAGAACAUCUGCAUGGACCGAAGGAAAAUGACACCACUGAAGUGCGAGUCUGCGACGGCAGCUGUGAGCGGACUUCGUAGAGUUUCCAGCCCAGAUAUCGCCCAUAUAACCCCCAUUAAACAUGUGGAGAGGGCCCAUCCGGACCCCUGGACCCCAACAGCCAACUUGAAAAUGCUGAUCAGCGCCGCCAGCCCAGAUAUCCGUGACAGGGAGAUGAAGAAAACCCUUUUCAGACCUAUUGAAAAUGAAGAGACGGCUGUAGAGGAGGAUGAAGAGGAAGAACUCGACGACUCGUGUCAGUAUGAAGCGUUAGACGAUUCUGAGAGGAGACCCAGUCGCAAACAGAAGAGUUUGGGGCUUUUGUGUCAGAAAUUUCUGGCCUUGUACCCUGAUUACCCAGAAACCUCUGAAAGCAUCAAUAUUUCUCUGGAUGAAGUGGCCACACGCUUAGGCGUUGAAAGGAGACGUAUUUACGACAUUGUGAACGUACUGGAGUCUCUGAUGCUGGUGAGCAGAAUGGCCAAGAACCUGUACGUGUGGCACGGACGUUCAGCACUGCCGCAGACCCUGCAGGAUCUUUAUCAGGCCGGUCGAGAGCAGGGCUACCAUCUGCAGAUGGACCAGAGAGAAGGAAGCAGCCCGUAUGCCGCCCACCACAUGCAAAACACACACGCCGCCUCCAGCAGACGGAAGGACAAGUCGCUCCGUAUCAUGAGCCAGAAGUUUGUCAUGCUGUUUCUAGUCUCUAAAACACAAACAGUUACCCUCGAUACGGCUGCUAAGAUUUUAAUCGAAGAGGGUCAGGAUGAGUCCAGCCACAGCAAGUACAAAACUAAGGUGCGACGUUUGUAUGAUAUCGCUAAUGUCCUGACCAGCCUCAAUCUGAUCCAGAAACUUCACGUAAGAGAAGAAAAGAGCCGUAAACCCGUCUUCAAAUGGAUCGGGCCUGCCGAUUUCCACAGCAGCAGUGAUUCAGGCGAUUUGAGAGUCUCAGAAGCUCAGAUCAGUACAGUCGGGGAACGACGGGAGAAGAUGACGCGUCACUCUUCCUUUCAGGUCAUUCCUGCCCCCUCUGUCAAUCAAAGACGGAUAAGCUCCGCCCCCAGCACACCUCACAGACCUACAGACGAGCCUGUGGAUUAUUCUAGAAAGAGCGUGAACACCAGCGCAGUGUGUCGACUGCAGUUUGGAGAUAGUGUUCAGCCCAGUGGAAGUCCUGUAGUGUCAUCUUCCGGACUGGCAUCACUAGCAGUCCCUCUUCAAGCUGAUGUGCCGUAUGCCCAGUUUGCUCCUCACCCGUUAGCGUACCUGCCCGGUCUGCCACAAACACCCCUGCUCAUGGUGUACAGCGGACACGUCCCAGACGCCGUCACCCAGAGGUCACCCGUCUCAGGCCACAGGGAGGGAAACCUGAAGAAGAGAGAGAGACAAGAGGAAGAGGAUGAUGAUCAGACAGCUAAACGAAGCAAACGCUCAGCUUCCAUAGAAAGUGAAAUGGGUGAGACUGAGAGUCUGAGCUCCAGCGCCAGAAGGUCUCCAAUCUGGUCUCGAGAAGGUUCCCCGUGGGACGAGGCCUCAUUUGGGCCGAUGAAUGAGGAAGACGCAGGAGCGCCCAGCCCUAAAGAUCCCCUCCUGUCCUCUCAUUACCUCUAUGUUCCCAACACAGCAGGUCUGAAUGGUUUAAACUUUCUCAUGCCAGCGGGACAUACACAGGGUGGAGUGCCAGCCGUAGCUAUGCCAUAUUUUUUGGUGCACUCGCCGCUCAUAGCAGGUGCAAUGGCCACCUCCAGCGCUGAGGGGGCUGCCAGCGGCGGUCUAAGUUUCAGCAUGCCCACUGUGCUGUCACCGGCCCGGUUUGUGAUGGCAGGAGGGGCAUUUGGUGUGGCUGAAACAAUGAACAGCCCUGAGCAUCAUGGCCACAGAUUACCAGCAGCCACACUUUCGCCACAGGGACCACAAACACAAGAAAGCCCCCAGCCAGCACAAACACAGACUCCUGUGACACCAAAGGAAGCGGCAGUGGGGUCCAAAUCUUUCUUUGAGACGCCUGGAGCGUUCGGGUCUCUCAGCACCUCACCGGCUGCCCGCAAAAGAGGCUCCGCCCAGAGGAGGCUGGACAUCGGACACGCAGGAGCCAAUUAAAUUAGCUGCUGCAUUUGUGUCAUUACAUUUUCAUGCUUCUGUGGUGCUAGAGUGCCAAAGACAGAAACAGCAUUAAACAGCAAAAUUUGACUUGAAUAAUUUCUGAGGAAAUUAACAUUUCUUGUUUACUAACUAGGGAACAUCUGAAUGCAGAGGGCAGAUACUAGUGAGACACUGUUACACACCCUCUUGUGGCUGUAUUUCUGUUUUCCCCCACCACUUUUGAUAGUAUUUUGGAGUUCAUUUCACAUCCGUGUAACAGUGUAACAGCAUAUUGCCUGAUUUUGUUUACCGUUAUUAUUUAUUGAAGUAUUCCAGAGGCUAAAAUCAGCAAUCCAGCUCUAGCACUACGUAUUUAAAAAUGUGAAAAUGAAUUAAGUCUGGAUCAGUCUCUGAGAGGAAGCUACAAAUCUGCUCAAUAGUAUGUUCACUAUUUCAACAGUUUGUAGGAGUGCCAUACUGGUGAAGCCGACUUGCGUAUUUGUUACAUGAUGCCUUCACCACAGAGAAUGAAUGAAUUUUAAGUGUAUUUUGGAUACAUAACAAAAUAAUGGUUGUAAUGUUUGACACUGUUAACAUUUAAGGUGCUACAAUCUGUGAAAUGAAUAGGAAACAAAGACAUACUUGAAUAACCAGUGUAUAUGAUCUGCAAUCACUGGAGCAAAGCAGAAAUAUCACAGUACUGUACUGUUUUAAAACAAAGUAUGUUUAUGUAUUGACUGUUCUUAGACUAGUAAUAAAUUAUUUUUGGAAACAUAAAUUUGGAUUGAAUUUUACACAAAAAGGUGUAAUUCAUAGAGCUGUACAGUAUUUACAGUUAUUUUACUGUAACACGUAGUGUUGAAUAUUUUGUAUACAUAUGUUAAUUUUUGUAUCUGUCAGUGUUUAAAUGUCUGUUGGAUGUUUAAAGCUGCACUGCUGAAUCUGUAUGGUGCUUUUUUGUUUGUCAGAUGUAUUUCAAUCAUUUGUGUGGACA